CUACCGGCGUGAUCAGGAGCGGCGUUGUACUUUUUAUCCGCCUAACUUUAAGAAUCUCAAGUACAGAACUAAAGUAAAGAUUCCAAGCAAUAACAUGGCAGAACUGAGAUUGACAAAGCCAGCACCAGAGUUCAAAGGUCAAGCUGUGGUGGAUGGAGAGUUUCAGGAUAUUUCUCUGUCAAACUACAAGGGCAAAUACCUAGUGUUAUUCUUCUAUCCUCUAGAUUUCACAUUUGUAUGCCCUACAGAAAUCAUCGCUUUCAGUGAUAGGGUAGAAGAAUUCCGAUCAAUCAACUGUGAAGUGGUGGCCUGUUCUACAGAUAGUGUAUUCUCACACUUAGCAUGGAUUAAUACUCCAAGAAAGCAGGGUGGAUUAGGAGACAUGAAGAUUCCAUUACUAUCUGACAAAAAUAUGGAGAUUAGCAAAGCGUAUGGUGUGCUAAAGGAGGAUGAAGGAGUUGCAUUUAGGGGAUUAUUCAUUAUUGAUGGUAAAGGAAUCUUACGUCAGUACACGAUGAAUGAUUUUCCCGUCGGUAGAUCUGUUGAUGAAACGUUGAGACUUGUACAAGCCUUCCAGUUCACUGACAAACAUGGAGAAGUAUGCCCUGCUGGUUGGAAGCCAGGAGCUGAUACAAUGAAGCCCAAUGUCAAAGACAGCCAAAAAUUCUUCCAGAAACACAAAUAAGAUUGAAACACUGACUUAGCAUUGAUCCUAGUCAAGUCAGUUAAUUUCUCUUCCCAGGAAAGUUUCUGCUACACAAGACAGUUAACAUAUUACAUUUAUGUUCCAUUUUCUCCAAAUGCUGCCAUCAGAUCUAGAAUUAACAGUGAAGUUCAUACUUUUUAUGAGAUUUUAAUUUUUACAUUUUUUUAGUUGCAUAUGAAUGUAGUACAUUUGUUUCUGAGUAUUUUUUUCUUCUACAGAAUAAAAAGCUGAGUUGAAGGCUUUGUAGAAUGUAUUUGACACUAAUAUUGCCUCUUUGCAAUAAAUUAAUUCUGAGCAA
This is a messenger RNA of Saccostrea echinata, 1004 nucleotides long. RefSeq names its product peroxiredoxin-like. The transcript has 6 exons. The record is from RefSeq and is a predicted model, not a curated record. Lineage: Eukaryota; Metazoa; Mollusca; Bivalvia; Ostreida; Ostreidae. Gene Ontology annotation, molecular function: thioredoxin peroxidase activity. The coding region runs from base 95 to 685 and encodes 196 amino acids. Gene Ontology annotation, biological process: hydrogen peroxide catabolic process; response to oxidative stress; removal of superoxide radicals. Gene Ontology annotation, cellular component: cytosol.